This is a messenger RNA of Branchiostoma floridae (Florida lancelet), 1424 nucleotides long. RefSeq lists its product as uncharacterized. The transcript has 3 exons. The coding region runs from base 1 to 918 and encodes 305 amino acids. The record is from RefSeq and is a predicted model, not a curated record. Lineage: Eukaryota; Metazoa; Chordata; Leptocardii; Amphioxiformes; Branchiostomatidae.
AUGCUUUCUCUUAAGAUUGUCGGUGCAGUCAUAUUUGGUGUCGUGGCCUGGACAACUGGAAAGCAGCCGGAUGAUGCCGACUGUCCGCUGACACAUCCCUGGGUACUCAUCACCGGAGGUUCGCUUGUCAUGUCUGUCGGACUGAAGGGCUGCUGCGGGGUUAUCUGUGGGAGCAGGCGGAUACUGACUGUGACCAGCAUUGUAGCGGGUUUACUGUCCAUGUUCGUGGUGACGAACUCAUUCCACAUAAAUUGCAACUUCUCGUGGCGGGAGGUCCCCUGGCAGGCCAUCUCCAUCGCUGUGGGAAUCCUCACCUUCACUUACAACUAUCGCGAGAACAAAAAGAAGGAAACACGGCGGAACCAACUCAACCACAUCAACGAGCAGCUGUCCAAGCUGUACGGGCCUCUCUACGGGAACAGACUCUCCAACCGUAAGAGUUAUCUAGAGGCAAUCGAAGGACAUAAAAAUCUUCGAGACUUUCUAAAACUUUCGAAGUCACACUGGCUUAACCCGCAACGUAAGGAGGAGGGUAUUAGAAUGCUAACAAGGUGGAGAAGGUUCUUAUUUUACAUCACGCAUCCUCUUGAUCUUAAGGCAGAAGAGACAAUACGAGAUAAUGCACAUCUCUUCGAGUAUGGAGUCAAGGAAGCGGAACUCUUUCAGAAUUUUAUCUUUCACGUCAACUAUGAGAAACUCAUCGUGGCAAGUUGGCGUGAAGGUUGUGAUCAUGACGUGUUUGGUACCAGGAAGGCGUUCCAGGAAGAGGAUUUUGCGCGCGAAAACAACGCGGGGAAAUCAGACGAUAAAACAUCCAAAAUGCUGACGGACCUGGUGGAGCACGUAAGGGAGACAUACGCUACGCUUGUUGCUAGACAACAGAAGUUAAUGAGAGAGAUGGACGAGGCAGCGGGCUGAAGUGAUUCCCCUACUGUGCAACCUAUUUCCGCUAGGAGACGCUUCUCUUUGGCUAAAACUUAUGCAAUGCUAUAAUGUACUGAACAGCAUAGGGCUGUACUAUUGAUAAGUCAUCUAUUGCUUGCAUAUGCUUAUGUCGUAAGCCAUGGUCAAUACACAAAGACUGGACAUAUAUACAUUAAUUAUCGACUCCUGUUGCAUGCUAGUAAGAAUAUUACAGCAGGAUUUACACAAAUUUAAAUGUACAGCACCAAGUCUAUCUUUGUUGUGGUGAAAUUAACAGUAAAUUCCUGUGUGUAGGUAAGAAUUUGUGUAUCCCCAAUCAACACUGAUGCGAGUAUCAGAAAGAAUAGUUUAACAAGAAUUGCCUUCAUUAAAUUAUCCUAGUAGGUAUGAUGGGUGAACAAAUGACUAACCACACAGCGUAUGGUAGAUAAAAACGUAGAUUCGUCAUUUUUGUUCUGUAACGUUUUUGUCUUUGACUUAGAAUUAAGUUUCUCUUUUUA